Nicotiana tabacum (common tobacco) is the source of this 2298-nucleotide messenger RNA. The record is from RefSeq and is a predicted model, not a curated record. Lineage: Eukaryota; Viridiplantae; Streptophyta; Magnoliopsida; Solanales; Solanaceae.
AAGACUAGUAAUAUAUAAAGUAUUUAGAAGUUAUGAAACUUGAUCCUAUAAGAUAUCUGGUGAGCUAGCUAGCUAGAGUUACAAUUCACAAAACUUCAGCUAGCUUUCCUCUUCUUGCAGUAGGAUUCAAUAUGGCUUUGGCUUCUUCUUUUAUUUGCUUCCUUCUAUCUCUUCUUCUGAUCUUAGUACAGGCAAAAGGCAGAAACGAUUCUACUUGUCCAAAGUCCUUUUCAUGUGGGAAUCUUACUGACCUGAGCUUUCCUUUCUCUCUUUCCACACAACCUGACUGUGGAAUAAUGCCCAUUUCUGGUUGUGAUGCAAAAACACCUCCAAGAAUCCAACUACUUCCUGGAGGAGAUUGGUAUUAUGCUUUGGCCAAGCUGAAUAAUUAUACAGUUGCGCUUGGGGACCCGAAGCUUAAUGCCGAGUUGAGGCAACAUGAUUGCCAGGCUUUUAACAAAAAUAUCUCCCUUCCAGACUCUCCUUCUAUUUCUUACAAAGUUCUCCCAGCAAAUAUUGUCAACUUCUUCAAAUGCAACAGCACUAGUACUACCCAGAAGAAGAUCAACCAUUUUCCUGUUUAUGAAAAAUACAAUGGUUGUAAAGGCUUUAGCAUAUACUACAAGUUUUUCCAAGAUCGCGAUGAAGACAUUCGAGCAGGCAACCUUACUGUCAACUGUUCACUUAUCAGAUUGCCAGUAAAUUCAAUGCCAGAUGAUGGUGAUGUGUUCAAAAUGUUAAGUCCUGCUUUUCAGGUAGAAUGGAAAUUGUCUGAUGAGUGUUACCAAUGUCACUUUGGUGGAGGUCAAUGCCAGACUGAUAAAACCAAAAAAUUUCACUGUACAAAUCAGUAUAAUCCACAUGCUCAAGGAGCAAAAACGACAAGAAGCAAGUUGCGACGGACUCUGGGCGCAGUUUUUGGUGGAGUAGGAUCGGUGAUGAUAACUUGUGUAGUCGUAUACUUUAUCUGGCGUUACAAGAAGAGUAAAUUUAGUCCAUCCCACUUCCUCUCGACAAAGAAACUAUCAGAUAUUUUUAAUCACGAUGUUGAGGGAGGCAGUAUAUUCUUUGGUAUCCCAGUCUUCCCUUAUUCAGAACUUGAAGAGGCCACAAAUGAUUUCAAUUCCUCGAGAGUACUUGGAGAUGGAGGUUUUGGAACUGUUUACUAUGGAAAACUUAAGGAUGGACGAGAGGUUGCUGUGAAGCGCCUCUACGAGCACAACUGCAAGCGAAUGGAGCAGUUUGUAAAUGAAAUUGAGAUCCUUACUAGACUAAGGCACAACAAUCUUGUCACCCUCUAUGGCUGCACUUCAAGGCGAAGCCGUGAACUACUCCUUGUGUAUGAAUACAUUCCUAAUGGAACUCUUGCUGAUCAUCUCCAUGGUGACAGAGCGAAGGGCGGAUCACUCGUGUGGCCAAUCCGUAUGAACAUUGCCAUUGAAAUUGCUGGAGCAUUGGCUUACUUGCAUGCUUCUGACGUAAUACAUUGCGAUGUCAAGACUAAUAACAUACUUCUUGAUCACAACUUUAGUGUUAAAGUUGCAGAUUUUGGGAUUUCAAGGCUCUUCCCAAAUGAUAUCUCUCAUAUUUCAACUGCACCGCGGGGAACCCCUGGCUAUAUUGAUCCAAAGUAUCACGAAUGUUACCAGCUGACUAGUAAAAGCGAUGUUUAUAGCUUCGGGGUGGUCCUUGUCGAGCUCAUUUCGUCAAUGCCAGCUGUGGAUAUGAAUAGGCAUAGCCAAGAGAUUAAUUUGUCCAACUAUGCGAUAAACAAGAUCAUAAAAUCUGCAUUUAAUGAGUUGAUCGAUCCAUCCCUGGGGUUCGAUUUAGAUACCAAUAUUAGGGAAAUGGCGACCUCAGUGGCAGAACUGGCUUUUCUAUGCUUGCAGACAGAUAGGGAUAUGAGGCCUAGUAUGGUUGAAGUUUUGGAUAUUCUAAAGGAGAUUCAGACUAGUGAAUUUGACAAUGAGAAGAAAGCUAAAGCAGUAGCAGCCCUCCUUUCCCUGAAUCAGAAAAUCUGUUAUUGUUGAAGCAAGUCAAAUCACUACCUUCACCAAAUUCUUUGACUGAUAAAUGGUUUACUUGCUCUGAUAUAACUAGCACAACUAGUUAAAGUUCUAUAGCCCCUUUCUUUAUGUUCUUGAUGUGAAUUUUGAGAGACUAUGAAUGUAGUACUGUGAGAAAAUUCUUGAACUAUGUAUCCAUGAGUUGAAGUGAUUCAAUUUUUAGUUUCAUUACAUAAGAAUUAAGUUAUAUACAUUGGUAGUGUAAUGAAAGUUUUACUCUAUUUGUACAGUU